Messenger RNA from Tripterygium wilfordii, 2804 nucleotides. RefSeq lists its product as uncharacterized. Lineage: Eukaryota; Viridiplantae; Streptophyta; Magnoliopsida; Celastrales; Celastraceae. The transcript has 11 exons. The record is from RefSeq and is a predicted model, not a curated record. Bases 323 to 2452 code for a protein of 709 amino acids.
AGAGGGUUCCAAUUCUGUAUAUUUUGCCAUUACAAUUCGCUCCUCCUCGGACCGGAGUCUAACUUUUCUAUAUACUUCACCCUCUCGACUUAUAUCGCCCGAUCUCUUUCUCGUAUUUUCUCGCCGAUUUUCGCUCCCGCCAAACAAUCCCCAAUCUCUCGCUCCGUAACUCCGAAAUCACUUGAUCGCUGUAGAUUCCUUCUCUCCCCUCACUGAUCUCUUUCGCACUUCUUCACUGAUCACGCUCUGCCAACGCGUACCAGCUUUGUUUAUGUUACACUUCUUUCAAUUGCUGCAACUUCUGGGUUAGUUGGCUUUCUGCAUGCAUAAAAUGUCAAUUGCAAAACUCAAAGCCCCAAAUGCUACUGAUGUGAUGAGGUCAGAGGAGGGAAAUGAUUCCCUAGACACUUUUAUCAGACAAGCGGUUGGAAAGGAGCCUUUUAUUUCUUUCUCAAGGGCUGGAGACAGCCAAGUCCAGUGGGUCCAAUUGCUCAAUGCCUUAGAUCAGCAAGAGUUACCAGGUUGGCCUUUGCUUACUCCUUUGAAGAUUCAGACGCAGAAGUGUGACAAGUGUUCUCGUGAAUUUUGUUCGCCAAUUAACUAUAGGAGACAUAUACGUGUGCAACAUCGAUUGAAAAAGCUUGAUAAGGAUUCUGCCAAAAAUAGGGGUCUAUUGAGAGCAUUUUGGGAUAAGCUUUCUUUGGACGAGGAAAAGGAAAUUGUAUCUUUUAAGAAUGUGGCAUUGGAGGAAGUUCAUGGGUCUUCUAUUAUUAAGUCGUUAACAACACUGAUAAGGAAACCAGGAUUCUCUUCUCUGCCACAAGUUUGUUUGAGAGCCGGUUCUUCUAUUUUGGAUAUUAUCCAAGCGAGACCUUCCAGGUUUCCAUUGACUUCACAGGAGCUAUUCAGUAUACUUGAUGAUGCUAGUGAAAAUACUUUUUUAUGUGGGACUGCUGUGUUAAUGCAAAGAUAUAUUUUUGAUGGAGAAGCUGGAAAGAUUGCUCUUGAACCAAAGAACUUAGUUGCAUGCACAAGCUUUUUGGUGGAACAGAAAUUGGUUAGGGCGUGGCUUGCUGACAAGGAUGCUGAAGCUUUGAGGUGCCAGAAAUUACUUGUGGAGGAGGAAGAAGCAGCUCAAAGAAGGCAAGCUGAGCUUUUGGAAAGGAAAAGGCGGAAAAAGCUUAGGCAGAAGGAACAGAAAACAAAGGAGCAAAAACUAGAGGAAAAUGAGGAUAAGGAGAGUAUUGACAAUACACAUGAAGCUGAGCCUCGAGCAGAAACAUGCAGCUCUUUGGCUGCAUCUGAUUCUGAUACGCAGAACCCAGAUUCAGUGCCAUAUAACAUUCCUUCUUCGCCUGAACUUUCCCCAAAUACAAACACAUAUGAGGAUAUUGAGCAUGAGACGGUUGGAUUUGAUAUCCUAGUUACUGGUCAGAACGUUGAACGACGGACAAGGCAAGGUGGUUUUCCUAGACAUAUGAUAUUAUCUCGUUGGCAGGUCCCACAAAAAUCUCGAUGGAGUCAUGUGCCCAAUGGUUUCCAUGCGAGUCAGAAAUCUCAUGCACAGAAGCUUGGGGCCAUGCAGAAGCAUGGAACUCAAAGGGAUUGGAGGGCUGCUUCAAUUUUCAGUGGAAAUAAAGUUUGGAGCCGAAAGCCUAAACCAGAAAAUGUAGGGGAAAGCUUGUCUAGAGUGCAAAAAGAAGUGGCAAAUAGGUCAGACCAGAAUGGGAACCAUGAACUGUUGAUUGGCUCCAUACCAGUCACCCUUGGAAAUUGUAGCCAUCACGAAGGUAACAGAGCUGCUGAAGUUUUAGAUGAUUGCCUUACAGAUGAUCAAAUGCAAAAGAAGAGCAAUGUUCAAGAGAAACCAGCUAAAUCGGAAUCUGCUCAAGUUAGCACAAAUAAGUCAAUUGUAAAGCUCUGGAGGCCUGUCAGCCGAAAUGGAACGAAAGGUGCCAUUCUAGUAGAAAAUCGUGGAAUAGAAUCUGAAGCAGAUACCCUUGCUGAAAAGGUUGAGAAUCAGUCACCGUCUGCCGUAGACUGUCUAAGAUCAAGUCCCAUGGAUGACAGUCAUGUUGAAGUAGGGAACGGUUCUGCCCCACGUGCAGCGGGUUUGUUUUCAGGAAGCUUGCAGUUCUCAAGCCAGGACGCAAAAGACUUUCUUGCAAAGAGGUGGAAGGAGGCUAUCGCAGCUGAUCAUGUGAAAUUGAUACUGCAUCCUGAUUUUGGGCCUUCAGGAUGUACUGAGGUUCAAAAUUAUUGUGAAGUAGCAGUGUCCGAAUCGUCAGAUAUUAACGGACACAGUGUUCUUGGCAAUGUAGAGAACGGAUUGAAUAAUGGUGGGGCUAUUGAUUCUUCUGGUGCAGGGCCUACAAAAGUCAAAUCCAGAACAAAGCCUGAAAAGAGCGUGAAGGUAAAGUAUAUUCCGAAACGGAGAAUCAUCGACCAAUAAGAAUGCAAUAAAGAUGGAUUGGUUUGAUUAUACAAUGUGCACAGUUUGACAGUCUAUUAUAUUCUCAGCAGAGGUUCCAGUUUUAUCCAGCGGGUCUUCUGUCAGAAAUAUGAAGAAAGGUUCUGCAGAUUUUAUUUUAUUUUUAAUUGAAGGUGUCAUAGAAGAUUGAUCAUUGAGGUGUAUUUGUCUUAGUUUUCUUAAUUCUAUGUAAUAGAAUUAGUUUGUCAGAUUUUCCCAAAGUCUAUUUUUAGGUCAUUCAUUUUCGGGGCCUGCUGUAAAGGACUUUUGAGGCAUCAAAAAAAAAUUUUGUUCUUUUUUUUUAUAAAAAUUAUAGAUGUGUUCGGCAGACGAA